CUGACGGCUGCCGGCCCGCAGGUCUCCGGGACCCCGAGAGCCGAGCGGGAAGAGCUCCACACCGACCCUCGCGGAGAGAGCCGCUGCUGCCCGCGUCCCCCUUCGCCCCUCGCGGCUCCUCUCCGCCGUGGCCAGUGGCCAGAUCUGACCAUGAGCUACCCAGGCUAUCCCCCGCCCACAGGUGGCUACCCCCCGGUUGCACCAGGUGGUGGUGCCUGGGGAGGUGCUGGCUACCCCCAGCCCAACAUGCCCCCUAUUGGGCUGGAUAACGUGGCCAACUAUGCAGGGCAGUUCAACCAGGACUACCUCUCAGGAAUGGCAGCCAACAUGUCCGGGACGUUCGGAGGAGCCAACGUGCCAAACCUGUACCCUGGGGUCCCUGGGGGUGGUUACCCUCCUAUCCCCCCUGGGGGUUUUGGGCAGCCUUCUACCACCCAGCAGCCUGUUCCUCCAUAUGGAAUGUACCCACCCUCUGGAGGAAACCCACCAUCUGGGAUGCCUUCAUACCCGCCAUACCCAGGGGCCCCUGUGCCAGGUCAGCCCAUGCCACCUCCUGGACAGCAGCCCCCAGGGUCCUACCCCGGGCAGCCACCAAUGACAUAUCCUGGGCAGUCACCAAUGCCACCUCCUGGGCAGCAGCCCCCAGGGGCCUACCCUGGGCAGUCACCAAUGCCACCUCCUGGGCAGCAGCAACAGCAGCCAGUGCCAAGCUACCCAGGAUACCAAGGGUCCGCAGCCAUCACCCCUGCCGUGCCUCCGUCCCAGUUCGGAAAGCGAGGCACCAUCACAGAUGCUCCUGGCUUUGACCCCUUGCGAGACGCUGAGGUCCUGCGAAAGGCGAUGAAAGGCUUUGGGACUGAUGAGCAGGCCAUCAUUGACUGCUUGGGGAGUCGCUCCAACAAGCAGCGGCAGCAGAUCCUCCUGUCCUUCAAGACAGCUUAUGGGAAGGAUUUAAUCAAAGAUCUGAAAUCUGAACUGUCAGGAAACUUUGAGAAGACUAUCUUGGCUAUGAUGAAGACCCCAAUCCUCUUUGAUGUUUAUGAGAUAAAGGAAGCCAUCAAGGGGGCGGGCACUGAUGAAGCCUGCCUGAUUGAGAUCCUCGCCUCCCGCAACAACGAGCACAUCCGGGAACUGAGCAGAGCCUACCAAGCAGAAUUCAAAAAGACCCUGGAGGAGGCCAUUCGAAGCGACACGUCAGGACACUUCCAGCGGCUCCUCAUCUCUCUCUCUCAGGGAAACCGGGAUGAAAGCACAAAUGUGGACAUGUCACUUGUCCAGAGAGAUGUCCAGGAACUGUACGCCGCUGGGGAGAACCGCCUGGGAACAGACGAGUCCAAGUUCAAUGCAAUCCUGUGCUCCCGGAGCCGGGCCCAUCUGGUGGCAGUUUUCAAUGAGUAUCAGCGGAUGACAGGUCGAGACAUUGAGAAGAGCAUCUGCCGGGAGAUGUCCGGGGACCUGGAGCAGGGCAUGCUGGCCGUGGUGAAAUGUCUCAAGAAUACCCCUGCCUUCUUCGCGGAAAGGCUCAACAAGGCCAUGAGGGGAGCAGGAACAAAGGACCGGACCCUGAUUCGCAUCAUGGUGUCUCGCAGUGAGAUUGACCUUCUGGACAUCAGAAUGGAGUACAAGCGGCUGUACGGCAAGUCGCUGUACCACGACAUCACGGGAGACACCUCUGGGGAUUACCGGAAGAUUCUGCUGAAGAUCUGUGGUGGCAACGACUGAGCAGUGACCGGUGGCUCACUUCUGUCCACCUGCCAGCGGCAGCGAUGCCAGGAAAAGGCCAAAAGAAUGUCUGUCUGUUUCUGUCAACCCACAAAAUAGCCCCAUCCCAGUGUGACAACCCUACAGCCUUGGCCCUUCCUCCACUCCUGCCUCCUGGUGGUGAAUUGCGCCCUGCUGAAGGCCGGGGUCGGGCUGGAACUCUCUCAGGAUGCCUUUCCCUGUCCGCCCCCACGGCCUCUAGCUGCUAAAGUAGAUGUUUUAUUUCCUAACUCAUGUAGUCUUCCCCUUUGCUUGUAGCUGAGACACUCGGCUCCAUUUUAGUCAUGUCAUUUGAAUGUUUAUUUGGAGGCAUUUUUCAUAGUCAUUGCCAGACAGGUGCACAGCAGCUGCCGCACGCAUUUCAGGUGAGGGCGGGGCCGCGCCUCGCCCAGCAGUAGGAGGGAAGACGACCUCUCAGGGUAGUCUGAGUCUGGUGAGAAUGUGCCAUGAGCUUCAUUAUUGCCAAACUCACUGCUUUUUAGAAAAGAAAAAAAAAA
Molecule: messenger RNA, 2258 nt
Organism: Molossus molossus (Pallas's mastiff bat)
Lineage: Eukaryota; Metazoa; Chordata; Mammalia; Chiroptera; Molossidae
Gene: ANXA11
Product: annexin A11
Exons: 15
Coding region: 151-1722 (523 amino acids)
Biological process (GO): cytokinetic process; phagocytosis
Cellular component (GO): cytoplasm
Molecular function (GO): calcium-dependent phospholipid binding; calcium ion binding
Source: RefSeq, a predicted model, not a curated record